AUGCAAGCACCAGUAAUUCCCGCACCCACAGUAACUCUACCUGCUACACUUCAAGCCACGCCUGCACCCGCGAAUCCGCUUCCCACGCAGCCCCCGGCAAUUGCUGCCCCAACAAACGUAGCCAUACCGGUUCCAACGCAGCCCCUCUCGACAGCGGCCGCAAGCACCUCCCCUCCCACAAAAACGUCCACGCCAGCUGCGCCUCUACUGUCGGCACCCACCCCCGCCGCGACACUGGUCACCACCCCAGGUAUACCAACGCUCGCCCCCACAGUUGCACCCAUUGUUGCUUCCACUGUUGCACCCCGUUCCGCCACCGCCACGCCCCCCCCCACACCAGCAGGUACGUUAGCACCCCCCACAACGCCGUUUGGCACUCCUAUUAGCACCACUCCGCUUGUUGCGCAAGCGCAGUCGCUGGCUCCGACACUCGCUACCGUCCCUCCAGGGAUCAGCGGGCUCCUCAACACGAGUGCGCCCGUCAAUACAAGCUUGCCCCUCAGUAGUUCACCACUGGGCGUCAACCUAAGCAAUAGCCCCUUGCUCACGCCCUUCCAGAACCUUUCUCAGCUGAACGGGACGUUUGCGCUGGCAGCGCCGCCGCUCACCUUCCCUUCCCCUCCUCCUUCCGGAAAAAACUGUCCGAACGCCUGCCCUCUGGGCACCGCUCUGCGGCCGGCCGACUUAACCUGCGACUGCGUCCUGCCUACGAUUGUGGAGCUGGCCUUCCGGCGAUUCGCUCAGCAGUUUUUGCCCAACGUUCCCGAGUUCGUCCUUGAGGUCGCCGAUGGCCUUAACCUGACCGCCGCUCAGGUUUCGGUCCAAGGCUUCUGCUCGGUUCUGCACAGCGGCCGCCGAUUGCUCCAAUCACAAGUCCAUGACCUUAUCGUGACGACUUGGCUGCUGCCAAUCGCCUCUCCAGCGGAUCCUGCCCCGAUGCAGCUCUCCAACAAUCAGACAGCAGCAAUCACAGAGCUGUUCGUGAGCAAGCAGAUGAGGUUGAAUCAGACUCUGUUUGGAGACUACUCGGUGAUCCAGAUUCUGCCCCCCGCGCCCGUCGCAGCCGCCACAAUGGGAACCGGAAGUGGCGUACCCAUCGUAGCCCCUAAAGUGGGGGCCGUAAGUGGCAGCCCCAGCCUCGGCACUCCUCCCAACGCUUCGCCAAGCAGCAGCUCAAGUGACUCAGGUUCCCUGAGCGUCGGGGUCGUCGCUGGAAUUGUGGCGGGCGCGAUUUUCGGCAUCGGCGGGCUCCUGUUCUUUGUGUCGUUUGCCUCUGUGGUCCGGCGGCGGCGUUUGCAACAGUCGGCAAACAGGACCGGGGGGUGGAGCAAAGACGAGGGCUCUCCAGAUGCCCCCGUGCGUGGUGCUGAACGUGCCCCUGCGCUUGGGGCCGGCCUGGCCGCCGCUGAGGGGCUUGACUCAUGGGGCUCCCCCGCCUUCGCCCCACUGCGGGGCCCUACGAUCCCCCCGACUUCCGCAGCCUCCAAUGCCGUCACCCAUGUUCCUCCCGCUGGAUUUCUCCCGGUGAAUUCACUCGGGCCCCCGUCCGUUGGAUCAACCAGCUGGCAGGAUCCUCCUGCCCGGAUCGGGUCGUACGGAGCCACAACGGCCACGCGACCAGGCCAGUUUCCUGUAAGCACUGUGGAUUCCACCGGUUUGGCGCCCGGGCUGAAUUACAGCAGCGAGUUGGAGUAUUACAGUCCGGAACAGCCAGGUUCGAAAGGCCAUAAUUUGAAGUGGGCCAGGAAAAGGUAG
Molecule: messenger RNA, 1755 nt
Organism: Klebsormidium nitens
Lineage: Eukaryota; Viridiplantae; Streptophyta; Klebsormidiophyceae; Klebsormidiales; Klebsormidiaceae
Source: the annotation of a GenBank genome assembly